Eruca vesicaria subsp. sativa (arugula) is the source of this 1936-nucleotide messenger RNA. The record is from the annotation of a GenBank genome assembly. Lineage: Eukaryota; Viridiplantae; Streptophyta; Magnoliopsida; Brassicales; Brassicaceae.
GAAACAAAACCGAAAAACAAAGAAAGCGAAACUGCUUUCGAAGAAAAGGCAGAACUCUACCGGAUUCGAUUCACCAGUCACUCUACUCUCUGAUUCGUCGUCAUUCAUGUUGCUUCUUCUUCCUCCUCAAUUCUAAAGGUUACUGUAUUGAUACCUGAGAGAGUUUGAAUAGUUUUUAAAUGGGGACAGGGAAUUCAAAGGAAAAUUGGAGACAAGAUUCUUCAUCAUCGUCUAGGUCAGCUUCAGCUUCAUCAGCAUCUUCAUCUUCAUGGGCUUCUCAUCAAAGCUAUCCUCAGUAUGGUCCUGAAAGUUAUACCUAUCCUCCUCCACCUUCAUAUGCUCCUCAACCUCCUGAGUAUACACAACGUCCUACUACACCUUCUUAUAGUACUCAGCCUUAUUCUCAGCCUCCUCCUCCUUCUCAAAGUUAUGGCAGUGAUAAGAAGAGGUUGGAGCGGAAGUACUCUAAAAUCUCUGAUGAUUACUCCUCUUUGGAGCAGGUGACGGAGGCUCUUGCGCGUGCAGGUCUAGAAUCUUCAAAUCUCAUUGUUGGUAUUGAUUUCACCAAGAGCAAUGAAUGGACAGGAGCCAGGUCCUUCAAUAGGAAAAGCCUACACUUCAUAGGCAGUAAUCCUAAUCCUUAUGAACAAGCCAUAACUAUCAUAGGGAGAACCUUAGCCGCCUUUGAUGAGGACAACUUGAUUCCAUGUUAUGGCUUUGGAGAUGCAUCAACACAUGAUCAAGAUGUGUUUAGUUUCAAUCCUGAGGAUAGGUUCUGUAAUGGAUUUGAGGAAGUACUUGGUCGUUAUAAAGAGAUCGUCCCUCAGCUUAAGCUAGCAGGUCCCACCUCAUUUGCUCCGAUCAUUGAUAUGGCUAUGACCAUUGUUGAGCAGAGUGGUGGCCAAUAUCACGUCUUAGUGAUAAUAGCAGAUGGGCAGGUUACAAGAAGUGUUGACACUGAAAAUGGACAACUAAGUCCGCAAGAACAGAAGACUGUGGAUGCUAUCGUGCAAGCAAGUAAGCUUCCUCUAUCAAUAGUCUUAGUUGGGGUUGGGGAUGGACCAUGGGACAUGAUGAGAGAGUUUGACGAUAACAUUCCCUCCCGAGCUUUUGAUAACUUCCAAUUUGUGAACUUCACAGAGAUCAUGUCAAAGAACAAAGCUCAGUCCUUUAAAGAAACAGAGUUUGCUCUUUCUGCUCUCAUGGAGAUUCCUCAACAAUACAAGGCCACAUUAGAGCUUAACCUUUUAGGAAGAAGAAAUGGGUAUAUACCGGAACGAUUCCCUCUUCCACCUCCAAUGCAGGGUGGAUACAGCAAGCCAAAGGCUACUCGUGUUCCAAGUUUCAAACCGAGUGUACCUCCUUAUCCAACUGAAAGCUAUCCAGUAAGGUCUAGUCCUGCACCACCAGCUACAACCUUUGCUUCUGAUAACCAGCUAUGUCCGAUUUGUCUGAGCAGCCCUAAAGACAUGGCUUUUGGUUGUGGUCAUCAGACUUGUUGCGAGUGUGGACCGGAUCUUCAAAUUUGUCCGAUAUGCCGUGCACCAAUCCAUACAAGAAUUAAGCUCUACUAGCAAGUAGACCAAGAUCCACAACCCUUGUCUCUUGUCCGUCUUUCUUGCAGUUUCUUUUUGGGGAUUUAGUUUGAUAUCUAAUCACUGAGCUUCCUCCUCCGAGAAAGAUGGGAAUCUUCUUUAUGUAAAAAGAAAAGUUACGUGUUAAGUUUGUUCGUUGGUUCACUUUCCUAACUUGAUCAUGUUCCACAAUAUUUGAAUUCUUUCAUUCUUCUUUGCUUUGGAGUAAAUGUUGUUGUCAAUGUGUGAUACUAAGUCCACCAUCUCUUUUGUUUUUCUGCUCUUUUGAUGAUUCUUGUUUCUGAUAAAUUUGAUUCUUGAAAUUUGUUGUAGUGACAAUUUACACUACUCACCAACCUUUU